This is a messenger RNA of Kockovaella imperatae, 1164 nucleotides long. Its product is annotated as kinase-like domain-containing protein. Gene Ontology annotation, cellular component: nucleus; transcription factor TFIIH holo complex; transcription factor TFIIK complex. Lineage: Eukaryota; Fungi; Basidiomycota; Tremellomycetes; Tremellales; Cuniculitremaceae. Gene Ontology annotation, molecular function: ATP binding; RNA polymerase II CTD heptapeptide repeat kinase activity; cyclin-dependent protein serine/threonine kinase activity. The coding region runs from base 1 to 1080 and encodes 359 amino acids. Gene Ontology annotation, biological process: positive regulation of transcription by RNA polymerase II; protein phosphorylation. The transcript has 9 exons. The record is from RefSeq and is a predicted model, not a curated record.
AUGGAUUUGGCGGCAGAGGAGAACAAGCGCCGCGCGGACAGAUGGAUCAAGGGUAUCAAGGUGGGAGAAGGGACAUUCGCCAAUGUGUACAAAGGAACUGAAAAAGUGACCGGACGUCAAGUCGCUAUCAAGAAGAUCAAGAUUGGGGAAAUGAAAGACGGCUUGGAUAUGACCGCUCUACGCGAAGUCAAGUUUCUGCAGGAGUUAAGGCAUCCUAACAUCAUCGAGCUCUGCGAUGUCUUCUCCGUCAAACAAAAUAUCAAUCUUGUCCUCGAAUUCUUGGACACGGAUUUGGAAGCGAUCAUUCGAGACAAGGACCUCAUCAUUCAACAGGCAGACGUCAAAAGCUGGAUGUUAAUGACACUCAGGGGUCUCGAAUAUCUGCAUCGGAAUGGUGUGCUCCAUCGAGAUCUCAAGCCCAAUAAUCUGCUUAUUUCUGCCGAUGGGCUCACAAAAAUUGCUGAUUUUGGUCUGGCGAGGGAAUUUGGCGACCCUGGUCAGCGAAUGACAUGUCAAGUCAUCACGAGGUGGUACCGCCCACCGGAGCUGUUAUGGGGAAGCAGACACUAUUCGUCAUCAGUGGAUAUGUGGUCGGUCGGCACAAUUUGCGUAGAGCUUGUAUGGCGGGCACCUUUCUUACCGGGCGAGACCGAUCUAGAUCAGCUUAAGAGGACAUUUGAGAUGAUGGGCACGCCGACAGAUGACGAAUGGCCGGGGCACAAGGAGCUGCCAGACUAUCACCCGACAGCCAUGCAUCCUAAACAGCCCUGGUGGACCAUCAUAGCCCCCCUUGGUGCCGAAGGCGUAGAAUGCGUUCGGGAGAUGCUCAAAUACGAUCCGAAAGCCAGACUCACAGCUGAGCAGGCCCUACAACAUCGCUUUUUCUCCGUGCUCCCCCGGCCAACAGCUCCUCGCCUUCUGCCAAAACCCAAGGCCGAACUCCGGCCCAGAGCGCUCGCUCCUGACGAGUUUACGGGUAAACCACGGGUUGAGAAUGGGAACAGCAUGAAGAGAAAAGCAGAAUCUCCUGCUGUUGAGCCUUCGGAUGGCAAGCGUGUUGCACGUAGACUAUUUGUGUGAAAUCUGCCGGGUAGAUCUAUAUAUGUCUAAGAUUAUGCGUGAGGCCGUUAUGUAAGCAAAACAGCCACAAUCCACGUCUCUCUA